Molecule: messenger RNA, 1617 nt
Organism: Colletotrichum abscissum
Lineage: Eukaryota; Fungi; Ascomycota; Sordariomycetes; Glomerellales; Glomerellaceae
Product: sugar porter family MFS transporter
Exons: 5
Coding region: 1-1617 (538 amino acids)
Biological process (GO): transmembrane transport; carbohydrate transport
Cellular component (GO): membrane
Molecular function (GO): carbohydrate:proton symporter activity
Source: RefSeq, a predicted model, not a curated record
AUGGCCGACCCAAAGGUCUCCUCCCCAGUCCCAGAGGACAAGGAAACAGGCAUCCACCACCACACCUCAAUCACAGACGACACCAACACCGCAACCCCCAUCAACCACAAUGCCGCGCACCCAGAAGACCUCGCCGCGGAGGCAGCCCAAGCCGCCUCCGCAGAACACAAAAUGUCCCUCCUCGAAGCCAUCCGCACCUACCCAAAAGCAAUCGGCUGGUCCGUCCUCCUCUCCUCCACCCUCAUCAUGGAGGGCUACGACCUCGCCCUCCUCAGCAACCUCUACUCCUCGGCCGUCUUCCAGCGCAAGUACGGCACCUUUGUCGAGGCCCAGAACAAGCACGUCAUCUCCGCCGCCUGGCAGUCCGGCCUCAGCAACGGCGCCCGCGCCGGCGAGAUUUUCGGGCUUGUGAUUGCCGGCUGGACGGCGGAUCGGUACGGGUAUCGGGUGACGACCAUGGGGUUCUUGGUGUUGAUGAUUGCGUUCAUCUUUGUGCUGUUCUUUGCGCCGAAUGUGCAGAUCUUGGUGCUUGGGGAGGUUCUCUGCGGAAUCCCUUGGGGUGCUUUCCAGAGUGUCACGCCAGCAUAUGCCUCCGAGGUCGCUCCCGUCGUUCUCAGGCCGUAUCUCACCACCUUCAUCAACAUGUGCUGGGUCAUCGGACAAUUCUUCUCCGCGGCCGUCAACAAGGGCUCCUACCACCACCAGGACGAAUGGGCCUACAGAAUCCCCUUUGGAGUCCAAUGGGUGUGGCCCAUCCCCAUCCUCAUCGGCCUCUUCUUCGCCCCUGAAUCCCCCUGGUGGUACGUCCGCCACAACGACAAACCAGCCGCCAAACGCGCCCUCCUCCGCCUCACCUCCCGCAACCAACCAAACUUCAACCCGGACGAGACGAUCGCCAUGAUAGAGCACACAAACGAGCUCGAGAAGCGCGCAAAGGAGGGCGUGACCUACGCAGACUGCUUCAAGGGCGUCGACCUCCGCCGCACCGAAAUCGUCGUCGGCAUCUGGCUCGUCCAGACCCUCGGCGGGCAGAACCUCAUGGGCUACUUUGCCUACUUCUUGACGCAGGCCGGCAUGGACCCCGGAAACUCCUUCUCCCUGUCAAUGGGCCAGUACGCCCUCGGCAUGGUCGGCACCGCGGGCUCCUGGUUCCUCAUGUCCCGCAUCGGCCGCCGCACAAUCCACUUCUCCGGUCUCUGCGCGCAAUUCUGCCUCCUGCUGAUCGUCGGCUGCCUCUCCUUCUCCGACAGCAACGCCUCCGUCUGGGCCAUCGGCGCCAUGCUCAUCGUCUUCACGUUCGUCUACGACUUCACCACCAUCGUCCUCGCGCGCGCGGGCUACAACGCCAGCAACAUCUUUGUGAACGUCAUGACGAAUUACCAGCUCUCGUCGACGGCGUGGAACUGGGGCGCGCGCACGGCGCUGUUUUGGGCGGGCACGUGUCUGCUCUCGUCCGUGUGGGUGUAUUUCCGCGUGCCGGAGCCAAAGGGGAGGACGUACGCCGAGCUGGACCUGUUGUUUGAGCACAAGGUUUCGGCGAGGAAAUUUGCCGAGACGAAGAUUGAUCCGUACUCGCAUGAGCUCAACAGCGAGAAGAAGUUGGCCGAGGAGCAUUAG